Messenger RNA from Anopheles marshallii, 1530 nucleotides. RefSeq lists its product as uncharacterized. The transcript is spliced from 5 exons. The record is from RefSeq and is a predicted model, not a curated record. The coding region runs from base 1 to 1530 and encodes 509 amino acids. Lineage: Eukaryota; Metazoa; Arthropoda; Insecta; Diptera; Culicidae.
AUGGACGCUUACAGUAAGUUAGACUACUUAAAGCCAUUAAUUCGAAGCAUGGUGAUGUCCCAUCGAAACAAGACCGUGUGCAUACAGGAAUUGCAACGUGAUUUUCAAGAUAUUGAAGGUUUUCCGAUUCCCUACGCACAGUUAGGAUUCGAGAGUGUUUUUGCGCUCUUGCAUGCUAUGCCGGAUAUAGUGAAGGUUAGCAAUAACAACGGAAUACCCGUAGUUACUCACGUUUCUACACCAGCGACAGAGCAUGUGGAACAGUUGAUACAACGGAGCUGCCAUCGCCGAAGAGGAAGAGGAUAUAAACCUAGACAUCCGCCUAACGGAUACCGCUUCCGAAAUUGCUCAACUAGAAAACAUCGUUUUGAGCAAAGUUAUCCUACCCUGAUAGAAACAAUUGCACCAAAACGGCCGAUCGUCGAAGCAGAGACUUGUGUGACGCCUAUAAAAGGUGAUGGGAAUAAUAACAUAGAGAAAUUCAUUUCGCCAUCGAAACAACCUACCGCGAACGAUAGUAACGCAAGUAUGGGUGAAACUUGCGAACACGUAGAUGGAUGCGUAAUGUCUACGAAACCGUUUUGCGAUAUGUGGGAUUCGAUUAACAUGAUCGAUCUACCAUCCGACGUAAUGGGACUGUCGCACAGCAUUCUAAAGGUAGACUUUACUCAUUAUUUUGCGGAAAAAGCGGAAACAAACGUGCGCAUCAUGUAUGUACUUAAUCCCAACCGCGUCUGGCUGGUAAGUGUGCUGCAGGACAAAACAAGAGAGGAUUUGAAUGUGCAGAUGCAAGAAUUCUACCGAACAAUUCCACGCGACGAGUGGUAUGUAGAGGCAAACAAGGUCCAGCAUGGAAUGUAUUGUGCCGCCCCAAUUGAUCAAGUCUGGCAUAGGGCGAGAAUAGUGGGGCCACUGAUUGGGAGAAAAGUGAAGAUAUUCUUCAUCGACACCGGUUCAAUCGAGGUCAUGGAUUAUAAACACAUCAGGUACCUAUACAAAGUGUUUGGCAAUAUUCCGGCACAGGCGAUUCGUGCUUCAUUGGCGGGUCUAAUUCCCAAGACCUAUGCAUGGACCAGGACUGAAUCGGAAUGUUUAACAGCCAAGAUUGUUACCGUUAAAAGAGCAUAUACGGCUUACACGUUAAGCAUAAAUCACAAGCUCGGUGUUUUGGAUAUUAUCCUGAAGGAUGAAAACAAUAUUAUAAAUGAGCAAUUCGCUACGGCAACGAAUGCUCGCUGGACGGGCGCCGUCUAUAUGGCACAGGGACCCGAGGCAUAUCGUAACAAACUACAAAGCUUCAACGAAAAGUAUCCAAGCUUCUUCUGCAUAGAGGAAGGUCACUUUCCAACAGUAGCUGAGCUACGGAUGUUUUUGGAUCGAGAUUUUGAUUACGAAGAACUGUAUACUCGAUUGCCACACUCUGGCAAGAGUGGUGUUGUGGAGAAUGUUUCAAGAGCCUCAAACGAACAAAUAGUGAAAUUGUAUGGCAUCGUGAGCGCUGUGGAUGAGGGGGACAUGAUGUUUACCUAG